Molecule: messenger RNA, 3422 nt
Organism: Amoebophrya sp. A25
Lineage: Eukaryota; Dinophyceae; Syndiniales; Amoebophryaceae
Source: the annotation of a GenBank genome assembly
UUUCUCUCACCAGAAUUCGAAGCUGAAGAUCAAUCAGCAGCAGAACCAACUAAUAUGUAUACCUACUCAUACUUACUCUGAGUAUGACCUACUUGACCUUGACGAGGACCUAUUGAUAAUUGUAAAACCAUCAAGAUGAAGAUGAAUGGCAGUAGCAAGACGAGUACCGCAGAAGAGCUGGAAAGCGCUUCUCAGGCGCAACGAGCAUUGUUUCUCUUUGACUUUGGUGGAGUGAUUGUCGACAGCCCGUUGGAGGAGCUUGUGCAGGAAGUGCGGGUGCGCCAAAAAUGCCGUCGCAAGGUGGCCUUUCAGCAGGCCCUGGCGCUUCUGGGCCGUGUCAAAGCUGACUGGGAGCGACUGGAGCGUGGUGAGAUCAACACGCUCGUCGAAUUCCUCGACGGAGUGCAUCCUGCCGGUUCCAUGCCCAUAGAGAUAGAUGGAGCGAAGAAGAAAGGCGAAAGUGAUACGGAAGACAAGCAUGACAAGAGCCAAGAAAACUCGCAAUCAGCAGAAGAAGAUCGUGGUAUCCUCGAAGGCUGGCUGCGGCGUCUCGGGAAAUUGCAGCCGCAUCCACAGGUCUUGUGGAUGAUUGCAAUGCUGAAGCACUUUUUCAACUUCGAAAUCGGAAUUGUGACCAACAACUUUCACGGAAUCGGCAAUGCCAUGUCUUCCGAUGAUUCUGACGGCGAAAAGAACGCUCAAGAAGCUUUAUCAAAUCGAUGCUCCACCAACCGAAAUCUUCCUCCACGUUCCGGUUCCCCGACUGAGAAGAAAAUUAUCGAGCUUAUGCGAGACCCUAUCGAUGGCACCUCGUCACUAGUGGACUUCGUAGUCGAAAGCUAUAUUGAGGGCUGCAGAAAGGGCGAUCCAGCACCUCACGACUGCAAAAUUUUCGAGAUUGCGUUGCAGCGGAGUAGGUUUCUCUUAAGGCAGCUAUCAGAUAAGAGACAGAGGAAGGGGGUAACUUCUACUUCCUUUCUAUCAAGUGGAACUGGCGCUUGCCCUCUAUGUUAACUUGGUCUGGUUUAUCAUGGCAAAAAGAGUGAAUUAGCACAGCAAGUUUAGUGAUUGACUUUGAUAUGUGACUGACGCAUACCACAGCAGAAUCGGGAUUACUAAAAGUCUAAUGCUCGGGAAACCAGAAGCAGUUGGUACCGGGAACACGAGCACGGAUCGAGUUUUCUUUUUCGACGACAUGAAGGGGAAUUUGGUUGCGCCUGCAGAAAAAAUAGGCAUCUCUUGCUACCACACUGUGGGUCCCUUGAAACUCGUGUCCACGAUUGUGAGCCAAGUUUUUCCAUCGCUUGCAGCCAAGAUUGGUCUUCGGCAUCCGGUUCUCCCCGUUCCAGACAUCGUUCCGUUUCGUCCUUCUCAAAAGAUCGAUUUGAAAGCAGUAGAGACAUACCUUUCUGCUUUACUCAAAAAAUCGGCCACCGGGGGUCAUCACGGUUCAACCACCGUCGCAAGAUCCGAGAAGCAAAUACAAUGUUGGAAAUCUGACGUGGAGGGAUUUGACGCGGUCGACGAUGAAGUGGAGGUCAAAUAUGCUGCGCAGUUCGCUUUCGGACAAAGUAAUCCGACGUAUUUUUUGUACGUUCGGAAGCGGAAACGGAAGCCGCUCGGUCGCGAUCAAGAGCAGGCAACUUUUGCUACAAAUUCGGUCCACAAAAAUUUGACGCCGCUGAUAGACACUGACUCAGAGGAGUGGCUUGCAAAGUAUUGCUUAGUCCUGAGGAAGCAACCACCCGGUAAGCUGCUGCCCAAAGCACACGAUAUGGCCAGGGAAUUUUCAGUGAUGCGUGCUCUCGGAGAGCGCACAGACGUUCCUGUCCCGAAGGUACUCGUCCUAGAAAAAACACCGUUUGAGGGCGGAUCCGAUAUUAUUGCAAAUGCGAACAUGAAGGGAGCGACAUCGAAAGCCAGUUCUGUCGCGAAUCCAGCCUCCUCAGGUCUGAAAAAAGCAGAGUCGCCUCCAUCAAGUCCCACGAAGCGGGUUCACUUUUCGCAUAUUCUAGUCGAUCCACAGCCUGAAACACAACCAGGACAACAAGGAGCGGAAACAGCAGUGCCAUUGCUUGCAACAAACCCUGUUGGCACUGCGUUCUUUGUCAUGCGUUACAUGCCAGGCGUCGUUUUCAAGAGCGAGAGACUUCCUGACCUUCGCUGUCCGGCGCGUCGUCGAGCCCUGUAUUUCAAUGCUGUUGACGUGUUGCGAAAAAUUCACAACGUUCCCUAUGCCCAAGACCCCGAGCUGGCGAAAUUGCUGGGAUCUGGUCGUGAUUACUCUGCGCGGCAAGUCAAGGUGUGGGCAAAACAGUACGCCAAGGCGAAUGGAAAACUCCCAUCGAUGCAGAGACUCGAAGGGACACUUUUGUCACCUGAAGAUGGGGUUGUUGCGGUGGAAAACCGCUUUUUCGCAGUGCGAAAGUUGCUGCAAGCUUCGGAGAAAGUACAAGUUCAACAAGUGGAUUCUGCGUGCCUCGUUCAUGGCGAUUUCAGAUUGAACAAUUUGAUCGUCUGUCCUCGUACGAUGUGCAUCCGGGCAGUGGUUGAUUGGGAACUGUGCACGGCAGGCUUACCACUCGUGGAUCUUGCUUCGAUGCUCGCCCCCUUCCCUUUCGGUACGCGCUUUGCCGGUCUGCCUCUUAUCGACUUCUCGCCCCCCAUCGACCACAGCGAGCAUGCUUGUGCAGGUAUCCCGACACUAGGCGAACUCUUUUCUCACUACCAACAAAGUGAAGCAAGCAGUAGCAGUUCGUCAACAGCUGGAGCUUCAAAAAUUUCCUCUUCCGACCUGCGUAGAGUAUGGUCUCUGCAAUUUUUUCGACUUGCGGGUAUAUUACAAGGCGUUCUAGACCGAAGAUCACGAGGUGCGGGAGCAGGCCGUGUUGAGCAGAAGGGACUCUUCUCACCUGAUGCCAUCGCGAUGCUCGCUGAUGAGGCAGAAAAAAUUUUGGUCGACGAUGAGGAUGACGCGAAAAACGCUGACGUUCUUGCAGAAGACAAGCAACAAUCGAAAAACAUAGAAAGACGCUCCAAGCUGUAGAUGAUGCUGCUUUGAACAACAACGCGGAGCAUCUUUGCACAUGAGUUCAACGACUCUCCGGGUCCACGCCCUCUCAACAUAAUGAUGUUUUUUCUUUUCCAUUUGAUUUCCAGGAAGGCUUUUCCAUAAGAAGUUGGUUUCGAUGGUACUUAGAAAUAUGUGGUCUCGACGGCGAUGGACACAUGUUGCUGGCAAUGCCCUCCAUUGAUUUUUUCGAGAAUGAACCAAAUUCUACUUUUCAUGUCCAUGCUACGAGUUCGAGUAAGACCAUCAUCAUCUUCCAUGUUUUGAUUUGGUUGAGGUUUCGAAUAUUUCUGCGCGAUCCAAUCUUCUAGGUAGCUUAUGAUGAAAACCAACGAGUAAGAGUAUGAGUGCA